UUCUAUCAUGGGAAUUGGCGUGCUUGUUGCUGUCCUACCGUGCCAGCUAGAGGAAGGAAAACGUUUCUCUCAUCUUUUAGAAAAACCUAAAUAGAAAGAGACUUCCAGAUUUAGGUAGACGCUUUAUGUGGAUAAGGAAGUGAUCCAACAUUUUCUUUCCACUUGGUCCCCUACAGUCAGAGGAAGUAACUUUACCGGACUAGACAGUGUAAUGAUUGGCUUCUAGCGCUUCAACCGAGGGCACACGGUCCCCAAAGCUUCCCUCGGCGCGCACUGGAGCGCAGAGCAGAGUGGCUGGCUAGAUUGUGCAACUUUGCUGAAAAGAUGCUCAACUUUCCCCCACGCACGUUGUUCCACAUUGUCGCAAUGGCUGUUCUUACAGCUGUUAAAGUUACCGAUGGCCAAAAUGUUGCCGGUGACACUGGGAUGUCCUCCACACCAUCUCCAGUUUAUCCCCCCAUCAACUUUCAGGUCCUCAAUGUGGACCAUGUGUUUCUGAGGCAGAACAGUCCAGAGCCACCAGGGAACUCCAGCCUCAGGGCUCAGGCUCAGACUUUUCUCAUCACUGGUCCAGGCACUGGGCUCCUCCAGCCAGCUGUUAAUGCUUCAUAUGGCCCCCUUACUGUAGAUGCCCCAGUUCCCCCAGACCUGCUCCUCAGUGGCCGCAGGAUCCUGCCAGUCAUUUUGGUCCGCCAGAUCCGCUCCUCAUCCCCUGUUGCGAAGAUCCUUUUCCAUAUGCCCACAGAAAGCGACAUCAUUGCUGGGAAAGAAAUGAUGAGGUCUGGAGAGGAUAAUGCGAGGAACAGCGCAGGAACCAAGGCAAAGGAUGGAGCUCACUGUGUGACAGCUUAUGCCUUCUGGGAGACGAGGGAAGUGCGUGGGGCAUGCCUGGUGUUUCCUGGUGGAUUCUGUGUGGCGCAGCUGAAGCUUGAGCCCAUUUGGUUCAGCUCGACCAGCCGAUCAGGAAGCUCUACCAGAGAAGCAGCGAAAACAGAAGGAAUUAAGGGCCUUCAGGGGAACCAGGUGGAGGUCUACUUCCAGAGUCAGAGGGACCAGACAGGUCAGUGCAGCCCACAGGAUAGCCUGCAACGAGUAGGUGUGGGAAUGGGGAGAGACUCUGGAGAAUCAGGGACACCGAUGAGGCGGAUUGGAAGUGUAAGUCUGCUCAGAACUCCCCCAGGGAACCCCACCUUCAUUCGGCUGAGGCUGGGAAACGCUUUUGUAAUCCAGACCUCUUCCAAGCCCCUGAAGACCACAGAUGUGGGAACAUUCUACGUUUUCCUGGCUAGUACAUCUACCCUGGAGAAUUUCACACUUAGGGCGUCAGUGAAGACAGGCCUGUCGUUCAAUGCAGUUCGUCCCAGUGACUCAGCGCUGUGGGACAUCGUAGUGGAGCCGGGCACAGGAGUGACCCCCAACACUGUCUCUGUUGUCUGCCACAGGAAGGUUGUUAUCACUACAAAGAGGGGUCUUCUUGAAGUUUUACAAGUGGACUUUGUGCCGAAAGAUGUUUCAGAGCAGGUUGAGACUCAGACUAUCUCCUGGCGUCUGGAAUUGCCAGGGAACAUCAAUGAUGUGGGCAUAAUGCAGAUCCACACAACAAAGAAAGACUAUGUGGGGCUGGCACCUCUGGUCAUGAACACUGAUAUCUUGAAUACAGCUGUACUGACGGGUAAAAUAGUGUCAGUCCCAGUGAAAACUCUGGCUGUGGAGGCCAAUGGCUCAGUCACAGAUGUGACCAACUACACCAGCUGUAGGACUACAGAGGAGAAUGUACUCAAGGUGUCAGAACACUGUGACUAUGUCUAUGUAAAUGGGAAAGAGACAAGAGGAAAGCGCAAAGUGAUGCUCAACUUUACCUAUGGUUUUUUGAGUGCCCAGCUGGAGAUGAGUGUAUGGAUGCCACGCUUGCCCUUGCUCAUUGACGUGGCCGACCCCGAGCUGAGCCAGAUCAAAGGCUGGAGGGUUCCUGUUACCACCAGCAGCAGGAGGUCAACAUGGGACAGUGAGGAAGAGGAAGAGAUGAGGAAGGGCAGGGGCUGCAUGCUUCAGUACCAGCACUCCGCACUCAGGGUGCUAACACCUUUCAUGGCCCAGGCUGACACUGAGUUGCUGCCUGACCCACUAACUGGGCCACAGCCUGCUGAAUACUUCCUGGGUCCUGACUGGCAGGUGGAUGUAACCAGUCUUGUACGCUAUUUUAUAAAAGUGUCAGACCCUGAUAUAGCCUUGGUGCAAGACGGGGUGGUGCUGCAGGGACGGGCUGUGGGCUCUACUACAGUACAGGUGCAGUCCCCACUGACUUCAUCUGUCCUGGCUGAGAGGAGCAUCAGGGUGGUGGAUGACAAAGUCAGUGUUACACAAUUGGGGGUGCAGCUGGUUUCUGGACUCUCUCUGUCCCUGCAGCCCAGCCCAGGGAGUAACAGGGGCAUCAUUGCCAUGGCAACAACACGGGAGAUGAUCACACAGCGCAAACAGGAAGCACUGGUCAGCUGCUGGGUUCAGUUCAGUGAUGGUGCAGUUACUCCACUGGAGCUGUUUGACCACAACAUCUACUCUCUGACAGUCUCUACACCAGAUAAGAGGGUGGCCACAGUACGCCGCACCCCACUGUCCACAUUUGUAGUAGCACAAGGUGAAGGUGAUGGGAAGGGUGUGCUGGUCAGAGUGGAGUUGAGGAUCUGUGAGGAAUGCCAAAAAUCUAAAAGGAAAAGCAAGUUAGCAGUAGGCAUUAGGCUCCUCAAGGUCAGUUUUCUGAGUAACCGUAGAGGUGUUGCAGGACAAGGUGGUGGUCAAAGUGGGGUCAGUAAUGAUGGAAAUAAAGAUUACAAUAGUCAUCUAUCAGAAAUGGAGGGACAGCUCAAAACAAUGGUAACAUCACAGGUAGCCAUCACAGAUAUGGAUAAAUGGUUGGUAACAAGCACAGAACCUGAGGAGGAAGAAAGAACCACCUCAACCAAUGUGCAGCCACAUGUGGUGUGGAUUGGAACUACAACAAGAGCUACAAGAGAUACAGCAUAUAGUAUAAUUCCCACAACUGCCACUACAAUUAUGAGCACACUUAGCUUAAAUACACUGAGCAUUACCAAACCUGUUGCAACAACAGUUGGUAUUGUUAUUGGAGGUAAAGGGCAGAAAAGCAGCUAUGGAAACAUGCUUGACAUUCCCAAUCCACCCUCCAACAAAGACAUUCCUAAAGCAGAACUGACACCCAAAAAGGAGUCUCCUAAAUAUAAAACCCCAAAAGUGAUUGAGAGUGAUCUCAUUAGGACUUUUAGAGCUAUGUCAGACAUGGAAAUUGGCAUGUAUGCCUUGGUGGGGGUCUCCUGUGUAGCCAUCUUGGCUUUUUUGCUCAACUGUGCUUCGUAUAAACUCUGUUCCCGGAAUCAAAAGACCCCUGUACAAGGAGACCCAGCACCUAGUGGGGACCCAAAGGAUCACAAGCAUGACUGGGUAUGGCUGAAGAGCAACAAUCACAGCACUCCUGCCUCAGGUGCCCAAGAUCAAGUAUCCACACUGAAAUGUGAAGAUCACAUUCCUCUGGAGUCCCAUCAUUCCAUAGACUCCAAGGGCCACCGCAGCCUGAAGAGUACCCUCUCUACUGUGAGUACUCCUGCUGUACCCGAAAGAACCGCCACCCUUGGCCGCAGCAGAUCCAACUCCCAGCAGCAGCAAAUUCAGAGCAAGGCGAUCGACCCCAUGGCAAACCAUUCAGCCACCUUACUGGCCAGGCCUCACUGCUGCGAACCACUUCAUUCCCCCACCAGUAAGAGAAACCAGGUCCAGUUCACCACUUUCACCACUUUGGAUUCCAAGCACUUGGCUGCUCUGAAGAAAAACAGUGUGGAUGUAAACUGGGCCAACCAGCAGCUGCAGCAGCACCAGACCACUGCUGAGCCCCAGACACCUUUACCUGACAUGCCAUGGCCUGUAGUCAAAACUGUAGGACAGCUCCAGUGAAUUUGUUUGGUUGUGUGUAUGUGUGUGUAUGAGUGAGUAAGAGAGAGGGCUAUAAUUAAAAGAAAAGAAGCUGGCUUUCAUUUUAUUUUUUUCUUGAUAAAAGAUAAAUAACUUUAAAGGAAGCAUUUAGGGAGUUUAGCUAAAUGGCAAUUUAUAGUAUGUAUCUAGCCACAGGGGUUCACGUCAGUGACUCCUGUGCUGGUCCCCAGCCCAGAUAAAUAGAGAGGGUUGUGUCAGGAACGGCAUGCGGUGUAAAAACGUGCCAAAUUUAAUCAUGCGAAUCGGAUUUGCUGUGGCGACCCCUAAUGGGAACAGCCGAAAGUAGAAGAAGAAGCUAAAGGGCACUUUAUAUUAAAAAAAAAAAAAGUGUGUGUUCACUGCAAGCCUGUAAAUACACUAUAAUAUGUCAUGUUGUACCAGUGAAGACCAACAUUAAGAGACACUGUGUUCUUUCUUUAAGAUUAAAAGCAAUUUGCAACCAGUUUUUAUCUUCUAGAUGUCAGGUCUAUUUGUAAGAUGUGUUCUAGAUUGGACCCUGUAAAUAUAUAUACAAUAUAUUUGUAUUGUUACCUAUUUCUAACACAAAACUAAAUUUUCAUCUCCUCCUCCUUGUAUAUUUCUGUUGCCCCUGUAGAAACAGUUCCAGAUAUUGCUAGUUGUCAGUGUAAAUGCAGUAGAGGAGGGAUUAUUUCUUCUAAGUAAUCAUAUUCUUUUCCAGCCUUUUGUACUUUUUUCCAGGAUCCCCCCCAGAGAAUACCUGAAGUAUCUGUGCAAUUUGUCAGAGAAUCCGCAACAUUUAUCAGGUUAUUUUGAGCAGUCUGUCACUUUACCAGAUAUUUAUUCAAAUCAAAUGCAUGCUAUGCAAAUAUAGUCUGUGCAGAGUUUGAGGUGGACAUUGUUUUGGAAUUUUUAACAAAGUUAUCUCGAGCUUCGGGCUUCUCCUGGGAGGCUGGUUCUACAAUUUGUAAAAAUGUCUAAUCUUGGUCUCUUGACUCAGAGCAAUACAUAAUCAACUGUGAGAUUUUUUUAUGUAUGAAUGAAAAAUGCUCAUGCCUUUUCUAUAUAACAUUCUCUUGCUUUAAAAAUGUGAUGUUUAUUUCCUAUGAAAU
This is a messenger RNA of Monopterus albus (swamp eel), 5069 nucleotides long. Its product is annotated as transmembrane protein 132D-like. The transcript is spliced from 10 exons. NCBI's taxonomy places the organism in Eukaryota, Metazoa, Chordata, Actinopteri, Synbranchiformes, Synbranchidae. The record is from RefSeq and is a predicted model, not a curated record. The coding region runs from base 325 to 3960 and encodes 1211 amino acids.